This is a messenger RNA of Camellia sinensis, 945 nucleotides long. NCBI's taxonomy places the organism in Eukaryota, Viridiplantae, Streptophyta, Magnoliopsida, Ericales, Theaceae. The record is from RefSeq and is a predicted model, not a curated record.
AUGGAAAACGCUACUACAAAUAGCGAGUUUACUUGUGAAGAAAACGCUAUUGCAAAUAGCGAGUUUACUUGUGAAGAAAACGCUAUUGCAAAUAGCGAGUUUACUUGUGAAGAAAACGCUAUUGCAAAUAGCGAGUUUACUUGUGAAGAAAACGCUAUUGCAAAUAGCGAGUUUACUUGUGAAGAAAACGCUAUUGCAAAUAGCGAGUUUACUUGUGAAGAAAACGCUAUUGCAAAUAGCGAGUUUACUUGUGAAGAAAACGCUAUUGCAAAUAGCGAGUUUACUUGUGAAGAAAACGCUAUUGCAAAUAGCGAGUUUACUUGUGAAGAAAACGCUAUUGCAAAUAGCGAGUUUACUUGUGAAGAAAACGCUAUUGCAAAUAGCGAGUUUACUUGUGAAGAAAACGCUAUUGCAAAUAGCGAGUUUACUUGUGAAGAAAACGCUAUUGCAAAUAGCGAGUUUACUUGUGAAGAAAACGCUAUUGCAAAUAGCGAGUUUACUUGUGAAGAAAACGCUAUUGCAAAUAGCGAGUUUACUUGUGAAGAAAACGCUAUUGCAAAUAGCGAGUUUACUUGUGAAGAAAACGCUAUUGCAAAUAGCGAGUUUACUUGUGAAGAAAACGCUAUUGCAAAUAGCGAGUUUACUUGUGAAGAAAACGCUAUUGCAAAUAGCGAGUUUACUUGUGAAGAAAACGCUAUUGCAAAUAGCGAGUUUACUUGUGAAGAAAACGCUAUUGCAAAUAGCGAGUUUACUUGUGAAGAAAACGCUAUUGCAAAUAGCGAGUUUACUUGUGAAGAAAACGCUAUUGCAAAUAGCGAGUUUACUUGUGAAGAAAACGCUAUUGCAAAUAGCGAGUUUACUUGUGAAGAAAACGCUAUUGCAAAUAGCGAGUUUACUUGUGAAGAAAACGCUAUUGCAAAUAGCGAGUUUACUUGUGAAGAAUAG